UUGGAUAUAUAUUAGCCACGAGAAUUGAAUGUUCUUUGAAAAUGUCUGAAGUAAUCAAGCCAAAAUUAAAGUCAAGAUUGUUUAAUAGACCCAAAAUACAAUUAGAACUUAAAUGUGGCACUCAAAAUGCUUUUACUGCAUUGUCUGAAUUAAAACAAAGCAACGAUGACAAAACAGAAAAAGUUGCAGUUUGGGAUGAACAUAUAUUUUUCAAUCUUUCAUCAAAAGAUGAUGAAUUAGUAAUUUACGCUUACAAUCAUUUAUGUGGUGGAGCUGAAAGUCGUCUUGGCAAAGCCGUAAUUAAUUUUAAUAAUUUAAAAAAAAAGCGUCCAAUUAAAGUAACUGAAAAAUUAAUCCACACUGACGGUGACAAUAUCAAUGGUCGUGUCGAGUUUUAUUUAUAUUUUCUUGCUAAGCUACUUAUACCAAUUUAUACUUUUAUUAUUAUUAGUGUUGAUUUGUAUGGAAUGAAUGGAUUGAUGGAAUUUAUGUUGAACGACAAAGAAAGGCAUUCAACAAAAAAAUAUUGGCGUAUUAAUGAGAAACAUUUUAAAGGCCAUAUUGCAUUGCGUGUAAACACAUUAAACAAUAUCACGUUGUUAAUACAAUGUCGACACAGUGAUGGAAAGCUUUCUUCAAGGAAAAUUAUUCUUUCUUCUGAUACCGAGGAUCGAAGUAUUUGGGAAAAAUUAAAAACGAGUAAUCCUUAUUUGGAAGAAACAUUGCAGAUGAAUGGUAUUGAAUAUGCCAAAAUCUCUUUUCAACUAUCAUUUUUUCGGAUGGUAUAUCCAAAAGAAGUAUUAUGUCCACCUACACCAAAUUAUCCUCAUCCCACAAAUCAACCAACAACUCCAGAUUCAACAAUCGAACCCAAUUUUAUAGAUAUUCAAUCUUCUGAUGAAUUUGAUAAUACAGAUAACCCUUUCGACGACGACGAUGGUUGUUCUAGUAAUAUGGAUAGUAGGAUUGAAGGUCAAAGUUUUGAUGAAGAUAAUGGAAAUAAUGGUAGUGGUGGUGAUUACGUUACAACAUCUGGCGGUAAUAGUAGCAAUGGUUCUCGAUCAAUAAUUACAACGCCAUCGCCUCCGCCAAUAUGUGAAGAUUCAGAACAAGUAAUUUUUGAUGCUUUUGUGUCAGAUGAUUUGAUUCAAGGAUCUCACAGUCAAAUCUAUCAAACAAAAGUCUUCAGGGGUCAUCACACGUUAACCAAGGAUGCUGUUAUUAUGAAAUCUUUUGCUUCCAAAAAUUAUUUUAGUAAUGAAGUUUACUAUCUUCAAAAAUUAAGAUCAGCACAUGUUGUAAAGUUUAUCACCUCCGAUGAAGACGAGUACCUAUCAAUAGUGGAAGAUUUUGGUAGAGCCUUGGCAAAGGAAGCUCAUAAAUUUAACGAUACUAUUAGUAUUUUUAAAGUAUUUAAAAAUAUUUGUGCGGCAGUAAAACAUUGUCAUGACAAAGGCGUUGUUCACAUGAAUAUUUCUCCCAGCAAUAUAAUUUGCAAGUCUAAAAAAGAUGAAAUAGACAAGAUCAGAUUAAUAGACUUUAAAUUAUCAAAAGAUUUAGGCGAAGAUUUACAAAUUGAAUUGCCAUCAUCGUCACCAAGUUUUUUAAACAAUAAUCCAUACAAUCAAUUAUAUAGCGUCGGUUACACUUGUCCCGAGCUAAUAUUAUUAAACCCGCCCUUAAUGUUCGCGUCUAAUCAAUAUCAACAACAAUCAAUAAAACCUGGUAAUAUUUGUUCAUACAAAAUAAAGGUUAAGACAACAAUUGAUGUAUUUAGUCUUGGUGCAAUUUUAUUCUUUUUGCAUGUUAAACGUCCAUUAUAUGAAUCAGUCAAAAAAUUGAAGUCCAGUUUAGAUAAUUUGAAUAAAGUUUUGGAUCAAGAAGAUAUAGAAAAUCAGGUCGUUAGGAGUUUAAUUGUUGGAUGUUGCAAGUUCAAAGAAGAUGAAAGAAUAUCUAGUGUUGAUAAGAUUUUUGAAUUAAUUGAAAGAAUCGAGAGAGAAUCUGAUUUGGGAGGAUAUAACAUGGAUCGUCGACUUGACGAGUGGGUAAGCCAUGAAAAAAUUAGUCCAAUAACAAAAAGCCCUAACCCCACCAUUACAAGUAAAAAUGGUAAUGAUAAUCGGGCCAACAAAAGAAGAAAAACUGCUAGUGAAAAAGAACAAGGGGUGAAAGUAAGACAAACGGAUUCUGUUGUGAUAGGUGAACAUGAAAUAAAGUGCUGGUACGACUCCCCAUAUCCAGAUCCCUAUAAAAAUUUAAAUAAAUUAUAUGUUUACUGCCCUGGUAAAUUAAUUUAUGAAAAAAAUAAAAUAAGAAUGUACGAAGUAGACGGUAAAGAUUCCAAGUUAUAUUGCCAGAAUCUUAGCCUUUUAACAAAAUUAUUUAUCGAUGACAAGUCAGUAUAUUUCGACGUAGAACCUUUCAUGUUCUAUAUUAUUACAGAAAUGGACGCCAGAGGCAUUGAGCAUUUCGUUGGCUUCUUUUCAAAGGAGAAAAUAUCUUACGAUAAUUAUAAUUUGGCGUGUGUAUUGAUUUUACCACCAUUUCAAAAACAUGGUUAUGGGAAAUUGUUAAUAGAAGCGAGUUAUGAAUUUUCAAAGAGAGAGAAUAAAAUUGGUUCACCCGAAAAACCAAUAUCUGAUUUAGGUCUUAUGGGAUUUCGUUCUUAUUGGAAAAGGACAAUCUUUGAUUUAAUUCAAAACUAUAUAAACUCUGCACCAUAUCAUACGGCAAUAAGUGAAGACGAUGUAUUAGAUGCACUUAAAGAAAUGGGGUUCUUGAAAUAUAAAAGUCCAAAGUUAGAUAGUACUUACAGCCCCAAACUAAAAAGAAAAUUCGAUAAAAUGGCCAAGGAACAUACACCGGCUAUCUGUAUCACUGAGAGUAUGAUUGACGAAUAUGCCAAGAGUCAAGGUUCCAAGAGACAAAAAACUAUGUUGGACCCUGACAGUUUGGAUUGGACCCCGGCAAAUGCUGGUUUUAUUGGUGGCGGAUCAAUUUGUGUAGUUGGAGUUUUAUUGAAAUCAAUUGCUGGAAUUAGAAAAGCAUUUGUUGAUUUUUGA
Messenger RNA from Entrophospora sp. SA101, 3062 nucleotides. The record is from the annotation of a GenBank genome assembly. NCBI's taxonomy places the organism in Eukaryota, Fungi, Glomeromycota, Glomeromycetes, Entrophosporales, Entrophosporaceae.